CACUUGACGGCAGUGUUUCUUAUGUCGAGGCUGUGGUAAAUAACCGGUUGGCUCUGUACAGCCAAAAUAUUUCCAGACGCUUGGCUCAGAUAGCCACCGCAAAUAUAUACAUAAAUAUAUUUAUAUAUUUGUAAAAACAUACUUACGAGAAUUCUUCACGUAUCGUAUUGUUCGUUUCAGUGCAUGCUGUCAAUGAGACACGUGUUGGCGACUUGCUAGGAAUGAAAAUGAGGAAACGACCAAACAUCCUAUUGACAGGAACCCCUGGCGUUGGAAAAACAACCCUAGGAAAGGAGCUGGCUCAGCGGACAGGGCUCACUUACGUUAAUAUUGGUGAUCUGGCUAAGGAAGGAGAUCUUUAUGAUGGCUAUGAUGAAGAGUACCACUGCCCCAUUUUGGACGAAGACAGGGUCGUGGAUGAGCUUGAAGAGAAGAUGGCAAAUGGCGGUGUGAUUGUAGACUAUCACGGCUGUGACCUGUUCCCUGAACGCUGGUUCCACAUUGUUUUUGUCCUCCGAACAGACAACACUCAGCUGUACACGCGGCUUGAAAACAGGGGCUACACGGGGAGGAAGCUGCAAGAAAAUGUGGAAUGUGAAAUCUUUCAAACCAUCUACGAGGAGGCAAGGGAGGCCUACAAGGAGGAGAUUGUCCACCAGCUGCCCAGCAACACUCCUGAGGACCUGGAAAGCAACGUGGAGCAGAUCCUUCAGUGGACGGAACAGUGGAUGAAGGACCACAACUAGAGUCAGAGAAAACAGCCUGUGUAUGAAAAAUAUACUUGGUGUCAUAAGUACCCUCAAGAUGAUAAUUGCCUUUACAAAUUUGGCAUCACAAGUUACACGCUUGACGGUCAUCGGGCUGCUGAACACUCACACCACACUGGUAUGUAGUCUCACCAUGUAUUUGAUCAUAAAGUAAAUGGAAAAGUACUUCAACAUUCAUACAUGCUGUUUAUCAAUUAAUAUCAUCUAUAGCUAAAAUGGUGUUUUGGAUAAUAGGAAUGGUAAUUGUUUGUUUCAAACAUGCUUUAAAAAAAUGUACAUUAAAGUAUAUCACAUGAUUACAAUUGUACAAUUCAUGUGCCAAAGGUUUAUUUCAUCAUUUAUUUAAUCAUUUGUUGAACAUGUUAAGUAAUAGAUCCAUUAAUAAAUAGAAUAUCACUUAAAAUAAAGAUAAAUGAACAUAUAAAUACAAUCCAUUACUAUAUCUGUCCAGACUUUUGGGAAGUGAAUUAUGAAAUGGUAUGUAGAUGUUAGAUUUUUACUAAAUGCAUUUAUGCUAUCUCAUUUUUCUCCUUUCUUUAAAUCCAUUUGCUCUUCUCUCCCGUCUCUUUUUGUUGUAUGUUUUAUUGUUUGUUUGUUUUUAUUGGAUUUUUGGAAUGUGCAACGGGCCUGUUAAAAAAUAUCUAGGCUGCUAAUGUCCCCUGAGCAAUAAUGUAAUAACGUUUCGACCUAAGGAAAC
Molecule: messenger RNA, 1464 nt
Organism: Dunckerocampus dactyliophorus (ringed pipefish)
Lineage: Eukaryota; Metazoa; Chordata; Actinopteri; Syngnathiformes; Syngnathidae
Gene: ak6
Product: adenylate kinase 6
Exons: 5
Coding region: 222-746 (174 amino acids)
Cellular component (GO): cytoplasm; nucleus
Molecular function (GO): ATP hydrolysis activity; AMP kinase activity; ATP binding
Source: RefSeq, a predicted model, not a curated record